AUGAUAGGAUUGACGCUGAUUCGGGCCUGGAGCUCAAGGUUCUUUCAUCGGUUUGGAAUACACUGUGCAACGCACCAAAUACGACUUAUCCUUAUUUCCGGCCUAGUUAUCACAUCUCUCUUCUAUCCUGCUCUUGGAAUCUACUCGGACUCAGUCGGUAACUUUUCUUCAAGUUCAUCACCACCAGUCGUAGGCCAGCUAUUUGGGCUGAGUCCCCAACCUCUGUCGGAUUUCCGAGACGAUUUGGACAAUGUAUGGGGUGGACAAGAGGCCUUGCACAUCCUGGAGGAUACCGUCGCACGUGCAAGAUGUGGUACAGAAAAGACAGUCCGAAUAGAACGUGUACUCCUUACCAGCGACGGUUUCGACUCUGACACCGGUGCUAUAGACUACGAGCUCCUUCGCUCUGCCUUACAGCUCGAGAGAGAACUCAUGAAGCAUUUAUCAAAGGACAAUUUUCAUUGUCUCCCGGACCAUAAGGGCGGCUGCUUAGCUCUCAGCCCGCUUGAGUUUUGGUCGCACGACGAGGAUAUCCUUCGCUCUGACCUCGACCUCCUCUGGACGGUGAAUAAGCAGCAGAACAUAUCUGUCUCCGGUCUUCCUUUGAGACCAUCCAUGGUUUUUGCCGGACGAGAGUCGGCAGAGCCUCGUGGGUCGACCAUUGAUUUUGCAGCCCAUCUCGCGCUUAGUUUCUUCUUCCACGAGGACGAUUGCAACAGCUCUGGUGGUCAUAGAGCGUGGUUGAACAUCCUUAGUGAGCUUGCUCCAGCACUUGGGGAAGUCCCCAGGCACCUUCAGGAGCCCUCCCUUUUAGCUCUAGAGCUCAACACCGGGAGGAAGACUGGCCAGCGCAUACCACUAAUUACGCUGACACUAUAUCUUUCUUACAUCAUAUUUUUCGUCUAUUUUUCUGGCUCAAUGCGUCGGAUGGACUCAGUUCAUUCCCGGAUCGGCUUGUGCUUUACCGGCUUGGUAGAAAUCUUGGUCAGUACUAUAACGAGUCUCAGCGUUUGUGCCAUUUUUGGAUUGCGCAUCACACUUGUACCUUGGGGAAUUUUUCCAAUUGUCAUCGUCUUUGUUGGUGCCGAAAACAUGUUCCGUUUGGUUGAUGACGUUACCAAGACGCCCAUCAGUCUGCCAGUGAAAGAACGAAUUGGAAUAGGCCUGAGUCGGGCAGGAACGUCCAACACACUGAAAGUCGUAUCAUAUAAUGCAAUCCUCGGAGUUAUUGGAUUCUUUUCGCAAGGUGCUAUACGCCAAUUUUGUGCAUUUGCAAUUGUAGUCCUUGUUGCCCACUGGUUCCUUAUUCAUACGUUCUUUGUCGCCGUCUUAUCAAUCGACAUCCAAAGAUUAGAGCUCGAUGAUCUCCUUCGGCAGGACAAGAGCCUCGGCCCUCACGGAAAUGACUCAGGCCAGAAUAGGGACGGGACUAGGCUUGGCAUGCCAUCCAGGAUCGUCGCAGGACUUCAAAGAGUCACAAAGGGCCGAUUGACCAAGAAUUUCAGCCUCAUGCUGCUUCUCGUGAUCACUAGUACUCUGUACUAUUCGACGUUGCCAGUCGCUCCAGAACGACAUAUGGAUAGUAUGCGCUCUCCUGCUACUCGUGCUUCGGUCCUGAAGUCUAAGGCGGAGCAGACCAAGUUGGAUGCUCAUUCCACGGCGCGGGAAAUAUGGCGCGUUUUUAAUCCGGAUGAUAAUAAACUUGUCCAUCUAAGGGUUGAAGCUCCAGCGAUAGUAGUUGUUAACCACAAGCCGUCAAGCGAUAGUAGCGAACAUCGGGUACAUAGGUCACGGUGGCCUGCACGCACUUUACGGUCAUUCUGGUGGGUCUUUAAGGUGAUGGUCAUCCCUAUUGGCACCACUCUUUCCGUUCUGUACGGGUUGUUGCUUUAUCUUCUGAAAGGGACCGACCGUUUGGAGAACCAUCACGUUGAUACGAAGGAAGACGAGACGGACUGUUCAGCCCCGAUUGAGGACUUACCGCUUUUCAAGAUAUUCCCUCGCACUUUCGCUUCUGAUGUUAGCAUCCUUGCUUCGAACAAGAACGGCACAGUGCUUGCUUCGGUCAGUUCGGAUGGGGAACUCUUCCUGUGGCUUGCCUCUUCGCGAAAGUACAUUCACAUCAAUACGUCGGACCUCGUUCUCAAAGGCGCCUGUUCUUCGGCGGUGCAAUAUCCCUUGACUGCAGUUGCAGUAGAUGACGAAGGAACGUGUUGUGCAGUUGGCGCCGGAUCUGGAGUGAUUGGGAUCUGGUCCAUACAUGGAGAUGACGUUCAGCCAAUAUCCCAACUUUUCUUGGAUGAGUGUGCUUCGCCAGUCUCACAAAUCGAACUUUCAGCACGUAGCAUUCGUUCGACGGGAGAUCAUCUAUCUGCCGAGAGGACCGGGGUGCCGGAUCAGUACAUAAGUCUUCCAAGUGUAAUUGCCAUCCAUAGGAACGGUCGCGUCGUGCAGUGGACGAAUGGCGUACCUAUGUCCUAUACUUCAAGUCGCGGAACGGAUCGUGCUAGGGCCAAAUUAAUCCACGUCGGUGAUGGGUGGCAUCCUAUCUUAUUCUUCUUUCAUGAUUGUGGAGGCUAUGAGAUCAUUGAUCCUUGCCAAAUUCCAAUUCUACAAGGCCCAAUCUACAUCCAUGCUGGUUCUUCGGAGGAUCUGGUGGUAGAUGUGCAUGCUUGUUUAGUCAACAUAGAGCAAGCAGUACACGUUUUGGUGGCUGCGGUGACCUACGCCGGCGUCAUAACUCUUUGGGACGCGGCGACUGGAGAAUGCAUCUUGGUCCUUGAUGAGACGUACGGCUUCGUCAAUAGCUUACGAAUCUUGCCGAUCCCAUCCAAAGCAUGCUCGCAAUGCGGCGAAGUUCCACAAUGCAGCUUCUGCCUCGUGUACUCCGUUGGCCACAUUGUACUCGUUGAUCAAGGGAUUCUCGCACACAGGUGUUCCUGCCCUUUGACUCAACCGCUAGUAUCAAAGAUCGUAGCGCAUAAGGAUAGUUCGAUUGGAAGGCGCUCGCGGAGUGGAAGCUUCGUUUCAUCCUCUGGUUUGGAUACUGUUUCACAUAAUCGCAGUAGACGUGUGUCGUUAUCGGAGGAGAAUGCGCCCGAUGUCAGCGCCUUCCCUGUCUCCGCACAUGGUAAACAUGCAAGGCGCGGUUCUGAGAAAGAAGCUUUGCGCCGAGGAAGUGAUAGGUACGACAGGGUUGCGUUCUGCACGGCAGAGGAUGGCAUUGGAGCGUUUGGCGAUGGGGAGGAAUUGUCAAGACUUACCGUACCGGACGGUACAAGGUUCCCGACAUCCUCCACUGAUCCUUCGGUGUCUUGUUUGUGGAGGAAUUUCAGACUAGUACGCGUACGAGAGGCAACUUGCGAACGGGGUGGAUGGGAUAUCUUGAACGGCAAGAUACUUGGGAUUCGUCGUAAGCCUCGAAAACCUCAAGGCUCGACUGACGAGCCACAGAGGAAACCUGAAAGAGCUACGCAAUCUACCGCCCUGUCAAUAUCCGUCCUCGAUCGCUGGGAGGUAUGGAUGAUCGACCCAUCCAAGCCAAACGUGACUCUUCAAGCCUCUUCACUCUCCACAUUACGAUUAGAAUCCGAGUCUCCCAAAGAUGGUAUAUCGCCGUCUACCCAAAAGUCAAUCCCAAGACUAUCCUUCACACGCCUUUCACCACUUAUUAUCAGAAGCCCAAUUUGUCUUGCUGGAUUCGGGAAUACUGUUGGGAUGAUUCAUUUUGGGAAAUUUUGA
Messenger RNA from Fomitiporia mediterranea MF3/22, 3741 nucleotides. RefSeq lists its product as uncharacterized. The record is from RefSeq and is a predicted model, not a curated record. The coding region runs from base 1 to 3741 and encodes 1246 amino acids. NCBI's taxonomy places the organism in Eukaryota, Fungi, Basidiomycota, Agaricomycetes, Hymenochaetales, Hymenochaetaceae. Gene Ontology annotation, molecular function: sterol binding; protein binding. The transcript has 7 exons. Gene Ontology annotation, biological process: SREBP signaling pathway. Gene Ontology annotation, cellular component: Golgi membrane; endoplasmic reticulum membrane.